GUGAACGAGUUCGCUCCUCGGUUGGAUGAGCUGGUGUGACGUAGCACCACAUACACACACAUACACGCCGGCUACUGCGUCGCCUGCCAGGAUCUCAAUGUGGGGAAAUGACCGCAAGUGACCUCAAAGAAAACACUGUAUUGUAGCGCUGCUCGGAUUUUUAUUUUGCACAACAUUAAAACGAGAAUGCGUCCUUAAUUUUAGCUGGAUAUUCUUACGGUAAAUCGCGCUAUAUCACGGGGAAAAGUGCGCUCUGUGUCGUUAGCCAAUCGCCCGAGUGUCUCACUAGCUUUCAAGAGGCUAACAUUAGCUAGCUACGCUAAGCUAAGAGCAGCCCAGUGCUACGGCCGGCGCUUCUUGUAUUCCACUUCCCGCAGAUGCUAAGCUAAUUUAGACGGGGCUAGCUGCUGCCAUGGAUAAAGCAAAGUCAUUGGCAGACAAGAAAGGAGCGCCGGGACCUUUUCAUGUCAACAACGGACAGAGCCAGAGGGGGCUUAAUGGCCACGUCGCUGUGGCCGCAAAUGGAGGCUGCUGCGGCGGCAGCGCGUUCGCCUCGAGCGCCGGACCUGGCAGCAGCAGCGGCGGUGGCAGCAGCAGCACCACUUUUGACAGCAUGCAUCACCUGCACCGCGGUGACGAUGCCGAGUGCAACGGGUCCCCGGCCAAGAGGUGCCGGAUGCGGAGGAGGACUGAGUCGGUGAGACGGAAUAGACCCCCUUUCCCCUGGUUUGGUAUGGACAUCGGUGGCACCUUGGUGAAGCUGGUGUACUUUGAGCCGGUCGAUAUAACGGCAGAGGAAGAACAGGAAGAAGUGGAAAACCUCAAGUCUAUCCGUCGCUACCUCACCUCAAAUGUGGCCUAUGGUAAAACAGGCGUCCGUGACGUCCACCUGGAACUGAGGAACCUGACCAUGUGCGGCAGGACGGGGAACCUGCACUUCAUCCGCUUCCCGACACAGGCCAUGCCCCGUUUCAUCCAGAUGGGACGUGACAAGAACUUCUCCAGCCUACACACAACACUCUGUGCCACCGGCGGCGGCGCGUAUAAGUUUGAGAAUGACUUCCGAUCGAUGGCAGACUUGGAGCUGCUGAAGCUUGAUGAGCUGGACUGCCUGAUCCGUGGCCUGCUGUUUGUCGACCGGAUGGGCUUUAACGGACACCCAGAAUGCUACUACUUUCAGAACCCGUCAGACACCCAGAGCUGCGUGAAGAAACCCUGCACCCUGGACAACCCUUUCCCCAUGCUGCUGGUCAACAUUGGCUCCGGGGUCUCCAUACUGGCCGUGUACUCUGAGAACGACUACAAGCGUGUGACUGGAACCAGCCUGGGAGGUGGCACAUUCCUGGGCCUUUGCUGUCUGCUGACAGGCUGUGAGACGUUCGAGGAGGCGUUGGAGAUGGCCAGCAAAGGCGACUCUACCAAUGUGGACAAACUGGUGAAAGAUAUCUAUGGAGGAGACUACGAGCGCUUUGGCCUGCAGGGUUCUGCUGUCGCAUCCAGUUUUGGUCACAUGAUGUGCAAAGACAAGCGAGACAGCAUUAGUAAGGAAGACUUGGCCCGGGCCACGCUGGUCACCAUCACUAAUAAUAUAGGAUCCAUAGCACGGAUGUGUGCUGUCAAUGAGAAAAUCGAGCGUGUUGUGUUUGUGGGUAACUUCCUUCGUAUCAACACUGUGUCAACGAAACUGCUGGCCUAUGCCAUGGACUUCUGGUCCAAAGGACAACUAAGAGCUCUCUUCCUGGAACACGAGGGUUACUUCGGAGCGGUGGGGGCGCUGAUGGAGCUGCUCAAGACAACAGAGGACCCGUGAAGGAAACCGCACGACAUCACCAAUCCUCAACAAGGUGAUGUCGUCCACCCCUGGAAGAUGCGAUGUCAUCACCUCUUGAUGCUGUGACGUCAGCCACUUUUCGACGCUGCUGAAAGGUCCACUUCCCAGAGGCCACUAAAGGAACACUGAGAGAGAAAAACUGAAAAAAGCCAUUUUAAUAAUUUAACAGCUGUAAAUAGUGAUAACCUCUAACAUUUAUUGUCUAAAUUUCCCAAAUAGACCCCCCCCCCAUCAAAGAGGUUUUAAUAUUGUAAUUUUUAAUUUAUGGUUUCCUAUAAUUGGCUCUGCUGAUUCCUGUCGUCACAGAGACGUAUAAUAUUUUAGCGUGUUCUGUUUUGUUACUGUUUGUGAGUUUGUGUGAACAGCUACUGUAGCGUUAUGCCCUAGAGACUGUGGUGAGCCGAGCGGCUGUUUGUGCAACUGUUUUUUGUUUGUUGUUUUUAAGGUACACUGUUUGCACAGAAAUUAAGUUACUCUUGAAUGUUUUUGGGCAUUUUAUCAUUAUUAUUAUUAUUAUUAUUAUUAUCAUCACUAUCACCAGGGACUCACAGAAACACAACUCCUCCCACCCUUAUGUCAGAGCGCACAUGUGCAGCUGCACUCAGACAGUUUGGUAAUGCUAACGUCUGGUUGUUACUGAUGCUAUAAAGACUACAGCUGUGCAGUUUAUCAACGGUUCAGGACAGCAGGCAUUUUGUUGUCGCCUCUUUGUUGCACAAACAAUCGCUCCCGCACACGUCGGUCCUCUUAGGAGUGCACUGAAGCCAAAACCUAUUGAGAUUUGUACGAAACAGUCUUUAAUUCUCACUGUUGUUCCAUUACGCAUGGCCUUUGCUCCGUCGUUGGUCUCUCCUCCGUCUCCCGACAGUAUGUGCAAAACAGCACCAACAACAUGGUAUUGCCACACAUGCAUUCUGCUCCUUCUCCUGCUCGGUUAAGUGUUAGACAGUGGGACCAAGACAUUGUCUUCCAGUAGAUCUGCAUUGUUGAGUUCUGUUGAGUGGCACCACUUGUCCAGCUCAGCAGCAUGUGUUUGACUUUUCUGAAAUACUAUGGGUUGUUUAUUUUAUGGGUUUUUUUUUUUGUUCUUUUGUGUGAUUUUUCUGUCUCUCUUUACUCACACUGUCUGAUUGUCUAGUUUCUGGGACACUUGAGCAUGGUUGAGCCCUGAGUGCUCCUCGUCCUCUAGCUUCUCUGCCACCCCACUGCCUUGAUUGGGUGUUACAUUGUGAUGUAAUGAAGCAUUCAGGCUGAGCUAAUGUAAUGCUAAUGCUUAAAGUCAACCCUGGGAUUUAAAAAAACAACAACAACAACAACUUGACAAUGGGGACCAAGAUGCUUUUCGAUUGGUCACCCCUCGUGUAAAAUCCACUGAUGCAGGAACUGAAUUAGGAACAGAAUCCGUUCGUCCGCCGUAGAUUUGUCUUCACUGUUUAAUCGUGGUGAUGUUGUGCAUGACGGUUGCUGAAUUGUCUGUCAUCAUGCCGCAUCACACCCAGUAUUUUAUGCUUAUUUCUUAUCAGCCAUGAAACCUGUCGUGCAGUGUUUGUCCAGCUCCGUUGUGACUGAGCACUGUCGCUAGAAUUGCUCAGAAUGAUCCACACUAAUGCAAAAGUAAAACUCUUAAGAAUUGAGCUCUAUGAUGCUCAGUUUGCAUGCUUCUGUCCAAGAAUAUCCACAGCCACGCGAUGUAGUGUUUCAAUGCAUCUGCUACUGUGUCUCUGUCGUAUUUUAAUCAACCGGUGACCAGAAAUUCAAGGAAGUAACUUUUAUUGAAAUGUCUGUAACAGUAUCAAGAGUGGACAAAGGCAUCUUGCCGUAGUUAAAUGAAAUAGUCAUUGUAGAUAGCUGUUGUAAAGCGGCUGACAUCAUCAUCAGUUAGGAGACACCAACAGUGAAUUGUGGAUUAUUUAUAUUUGUUUUAAAAGAAACGUGGACCACAGGUGUUCAGCUUCCUGGUUGGUAGUGGUGUCCAUUACUGCCUUCUUCUGGAUUACUGUCAUGAUAACGACCUUUCACCUUUAACCUCUAGCGCCUUUCAUCUCCGCUAAUAAUCAGAGCAGCUGGACCGUCCAGUCUCCACUGUGCUUUUUCUUGUUGCCACCGUCUUCUUGCCUUAUUUUCCCUCCACACUGAGAACCAGAGCUUUUUCCCCUUAACUGGAGUCAGUCCUGUCUCUCAGUUAUUGAAUUAUUAAGUAGUGAUACGCCCAAGCUAUCACUGCUAACACAUUAUAGUUUGAUGUUCCUCUGUGUUACUGAGCUGGACAGAUUCUCUUCACAGGACCUUGUGAUCUAUUCAUUUUACCUGUAGUAUAAUAUUAUGGUGACAUCCUCUUCAUCUGUCUAAACAUUAUGCAGGAACUCUGUGUUAUUGGUGAAAUGCACACACCUUGUAUUCAUCUAUCAUAUACAUGCACUACACAUGGACAUCGGUGAAUAACCUGUUUGCUGCUAUAACAGUUCUGUUGGAUUCAUUUGUAAAAACUGGCCCGUAGAAUAAUCACAUUUACACAGUAAAAUCCUCUGUAUCUAAAAGUAGUUGUUUGCCCUCUGAAAAGAAAGAAAAUAGAUCUCUUUCUAAAUCCACCUCAUUUUCAGCCAGAUUUUUCUGGCUUUUUUUCAGUUUUUUUUGCCUUGUCGGACGAUGUUAGUGGCCUCGACCUGUCGGGUUCCACUCAGCUUUAAAACCAGGC
Molecule: messenger RNA, 4526 nt
Organism: Solea senegalensis (Senegalese sole)
Lineage: Eukaryota; Metazoa; Chordata; Actinopteri; Pleuronectiformes; Soleidae
Gene: pank1a
Product: pantothenate kinase 1a
Exons: 8
Coding region: 413-1810 (465 amino acids)
Biological process (GO): coenzyme A biosynthetic process
Cellular component (GO): cytosol; nucleus
Molecular function (GO): pantothenate kinase activity; ATP binding
Source: RefSeq, a predicted model, not a curated record